Cornus florida is the source of this 1973-nucleotide messenger RNA. RefSeq names its product heterogeneous nuclear ribonucleoprotein Q. Gene Ontology annotation, molecular function: mRNA binding. Gene Ontology annotation, cellular component: nucleus. The transcript is spliced from 9 exons. The coding region runs from base 223 to 1671 and encodes 482 amino acids. Lineage: Eukaryota; Viridiplantae; Streptophyta; Magnoliopsida; Cornales; Cornaceae. The record is from RefSeq and is a predicted model, not a curated record.
UAAAAUUAGGGCCACUCUCGGAUCCAUAUAGUUUUUGGGUCGUCUGAUAGCUCUCUCUCACACACGCCCCAACCCACCCAGAGGUGAAGAAAUACACAGAGACACAGAAAGAGAGAGACCAGAAAAUCACAACCUACAAUACAAAAAGGAAAGAAAAAUUGGUGAUAUAGGUGAAGGUCAACAGUAGUUGUUGGAUGACAAGACCUGGGACGUGAGGAAGUCAUGGCAGAGGGUACAGAAAUUGAUGACCGGGUUGAUCUUGAUGAUGACAAUUACAUUGAAGAGAUGGAUGAUGAUGUUGAAGAACAAAUAGAGGAUGAAGAAGCCGGGGGAGAUGGCGAUGAAAAUGAUGAGGACCAACAGGAGGACUCAAGUGGGACUAAUGCAAAUGACCAAUCACCAGAAGCAGAUAGAAGUCCCAUUACUACCGAACCAGUCGAAGAUGAAGAAAAGCCUAUUGCCACCAUUGAUGAAGUUGACAGCGAGAAGCGAGCUGAAAUUCUUUCCCUUCCUCCUCACGGGUCUGAAGUUUUCAUUGGUGGGCUUCCUCGAGAUACUACAGAAGAAGACUUGAGGGAUCUCUGUGAAUCAAUUGGUGAAAUUUCCGAGGUUAGGUUAAUGAAAAAUAGGGAUACUGGUGAAAGUAAGGGUUUUGCUUUUAUAGCAUUCAAAACGAAGGAUAUUGCACAACAGGCCAUUGAAGAGUUGCAUAACAAAGAAUUUAAGGGUAGAACAUUAAGGUGUUCACUGUCUGAAACUAAACACAGAUUGUUUAUUGGUAAUAUUCCGAAGAGCUGGUCUGAUGAUGAAUUUAGGAAAGUCAUUGAGGAGACUGGUCCUGGAGCAGAAAAUAUUGAGCUCAUAAAGGAUCCACAAAAUCCAAGCCGUAAUCGUGGUUUUGCUUUCAUUGAGUAUUACAACAAUGCCUGUGCUGAUUAUUCUAGGCAGAAAAUGUCAAGUGCAAAUUUUAAACUAGAUGGCAACACCCCAACUGUCAGCUGGGCUGAUCCAAAGAGUGCACCUGAGCAUUCUGCUGCUUCUCAGGUGAAGGCUCUUUACGUGAAGAACAUACCUGAGAACUCUUCACCUGAACUACUGAAGGAACUAUUCCAGCGCCAUGGAGAAGUUACAAAAGUUGUUAUGCCACCCGCCAAAUCUGGUGGCAAACGGGAUUUUGGUUUUGUUCAUUUUGCAGAAAGGUCAAGUGCACUGAAAGCUGUCAAUGAUUCAGAGAAAUAUGAAAUUGAUGGUCAGGCAUUGGAUGUUUUUCUGGCUAAGCCUCAGACUGACAAGAAGUUUGAUGCUGUUAAUCUCCACAAUUCUGGGCCUCGGCCAAAUUUUAUUCCUCAUCCUGGGUAUGGUGGUUUUCCUGGUAAUUCAUAUGGUGGCCCUCUAGGGGGUGGAUAUGGCGUUACCGCUGGAUUUCAGCAGACUUGCACAAAUGAACAGCCUGUGAUAUACGGUAGGGGGCCAAUGCCAACUGGGAUGCAAAUGGUGCCAAUGGUUUUACCAGAUGGUCGAAUUGGUUAUGUUCUACAGCAGCCUGGAGUACAGAUGCCAACCCCACGGCCUCGGAGAAAUGAUCGAAGCAAUGGCACUGGGGCAGCACAAGGACGAGGAGGACCUAGCAGUGGCAGUGACGAUCGCAGCAAGCGGUACCGACCAUACUAGGGGCAGUGGAACAGUGAUAUGUUGUAGUGGAUAACUAGAUAUGGCUGACAAAAUGACAUUCCACACCUCAGACCCAUCUCUUUAAACAAAAAGAGGUUAAUUCAAAAUCAUGAUACGAGGUAUCUUAUAAUCUACUGUAAUGGUCAUAGUGUUGGCAAGAGACAUACAUGUCAACUUUGGUUUCAAUUGUUUUUUGAUCUGAGAACAAGUUAAGUCCAACUUUGUUUACCUGGAACUAUACACGCUAAUUCCAGGUCCUGACUUCUGAUUGCAAUUCAAUAUCUUUUUCUGUGUUUCGAGGA